Camarhynchus parvulus is the source of this 1212-nucleotide messenger RNA. Its product is annotated as acrosin-like. Gene Ontology annotation, molecular function: serine-type endopeptidase activity. Gene Ontology annotation, biological process: proteolysis; acrosome reaction. The transcript is spliced from 6 exons. Lineage: Eukaryota; Metazoa; Chordata; Aves; Passeriformes; Thraupidae. The coding region runs from base 73 to 1212 and encodes 379 amino acids. The record is from RefSeq and is a predicted model, not a curated record.
GGCAGUGCGGCUGUGACUGUGCUGCUGCACGGAGCUCUCAGUGCUUGCAGCUGACUCGUGCCUCUGGCAGCCAUGAAUGGCCUCGGCCUCCUCAUCCUGCUGACCGUGGCUGGAAUGGUGCACGGGACAUGGGACAAUUGCGGAGGGACCUGUGGACUCCGAGGCGUGGUGUCUGACUAUGGCCUCAUGAUGUACUACUACGGCGACGUGGCUUAUGACUCCAGCAUGACACGCAUCGUGGGUGGUGGCGGUGCCCUGCCAGGGGCCUGGCCCUGGGUCGUCAGCAUCCAGCACCCAUGGGUACCAGACCCAGGGCAUUGGUGUGGAGGGUCCCUCAUCAGAACACAGUGGGUCCUCACAGCAGCCCAUUGCUUCGACAAGUUUGAUAAUAUCAGCCUGCUAUCUGUGGUGAUUGGGGCCACCCAGUUGUCUCAGCCGGGCCAUGGGGCACAAAUGCGCAGUGUCAAGCAGUUGCUGAUACACCAAUACUACAACCCUGAUGACAUGAGCUACGACAUUGCCCUGCUGGAAUUGGACCAUCCUGUCCAGUGCAGCCCCUACAUCCAGCUGACCUGUGUGCCUGACGCCACACUGAGAGCGUCGGAGCUGCAAAACUGCUGGGUGGCUGGCUGGGGUGCCACUACUGCAAGAUCUCAAGAUUCAGCUGAUCACCUCCAGGAGGCCAAGGUCCAGCUCAUCGAUCUGCAGCUCUGCAACAGCAGUGACUGGUAUGCAGGGGAAAUCCACACCCACAACUUGUGUGCUGGUUACCCACAGGGAGGCAUCGACACCUGCCAGGGUGACAGCGGUGGUCCUCUCAUGUGCCAGGACAACAAUGCUGACUACUGGUGGGUUGUCGGAAUCACCAGCUGGGGGAAAGGCUGUGCCAGAGCAAGGCAGCCUGGAGUCUACAUCUCCACUCAGUACUUCUAUGACUGGAUCCUGGUCCACACAGACCCACUGCUUCUGGCACUUGCUGUGGAAACAACCUCCAUCCUACAAGAGGCUCCAUACAUCUCUUCCUUAUGGAUCCUUGUCCUGAAGCCACGUUUACCCAGAAUGAUUUUUGCUUUGUGUGUGUCCCAUGCGAAGAAGGCUCCCCUGACCCAUGCAGGCAUGCGGCUGGACAGAGAUGCUGGAUUCAAAGAAGGCAACAGGCAUGCUGCCGAACUCUUUGGCCAAGUGAACAACUGCUUUGAAAGAGCUCUGUGA